AUGGAACGAUACCACUUUGUGGUAAAGGACGCCAAGUCAGCCUCGCUGUCCAGGGGCGAUGAUGAAGAGACCUACAGAAUUCGAAGCCACGCCCAAACGAGACGGCGACAAGGUGAAAAAUCCCUUCCACAAUCGGUGGCAUCAAUCCCGAAGGAAAGGUCUCGGGGUAGACGGCCGAACUCUGACAACCAGGAGACCACCACCUCGCGAGAACACUCAGAAUGUCGUGAGGUCAACUCCACCACCAUUGAUUCCCCGUUUUUUUCUGACGGUACCACCGUUGUCCAGUCCCAUUGGACCCAUUACUUCCGGCGUGCGGCCAGAGGCGAAGAGUUGGAUCACCCGAGUGUCGUAUCCAUUUCCGUCCAGCCUUCUGGCAACUCGAUCGAUCCUUUCAACAGCACCAACAUGAUUCAUCACCCCUCGGCUUACCAACUUAUGAGAUUCUUGCAGUCUGAUUUCAACUCUUCCAACUUUCACGCCGAGGCUUUAGGCCGUCCUUUGGAAGCAAUCUCGCGGACCGGGCCCUGCUUUCGUCACGAGGCUGCAUAUUCGGAGCGAAUGCGUGAUGCCCUGCAGGACGAUAUGUUGAUGCUGUCGAUGCUGGCGUACGCCUCAGGGGCCAUCAGUUGGCGUUACGGUGUUCGUUUUGAAGAUUUGCCACCAGAGUAUUUCAUCCAACAGACUUAUCGAAACAUCCGAGAACGCCUGCGGCGGUCGGAGGCGGUAGAAGAGGCUCUCCUCUGGUCAAUAUAUGGGCUAGCCGCCGCAGAAAUGUGGCUGUUCAACUUUGACGCUGCCGCCACACACAUGAGAGCUGUUCAAGUCCUCAUAUCACAGAUCGGCGGAAUGACAAAGGUAUCGCCCCUGAUCAUGGAAAGCAUAAUUCUGGGAGGGAAGUGA
Exophiala spinifera is the source of this 903-nucleotide messenger RNA. RefSeq lists its product as uncharacterized. The transcript has a single exon. Lineage: Eukaryota; Fungi; Ascomycota; Eurotiomycetes; Chaetothyriales; Herpotrichiellaceae. Bases 1 to 903 code for a protein of 300 amino acids. The record is from RefSeq and is a predicted model, not a curated record.